Ciona intestinalis (vase tunicate) is the source of this 644-nucleotide messenger RNA. The record is from RefSeq and is a predicted model, not a curated record. NCBI's taxonomy places the organism in Eukaryota, Metazoa, Chordata, Ascidiacea, Phlebobranchia, Cionidae.
CACAUUUUUUUGCAAUAGAUUUGUCAAUGAAUAUCUCCUCAGUUAAUUUGAUGAAUAUCUCCUCAGUUAACUGCGCUACUGUUGAGAUCAAAAAGCCAAUAACCAAUUCUGUCAUUUAAUUCUUUUCAGACCAAUUCGUUUAUUACCAGAAAAGUGUUUUCAUAUUUUCAUCAAAAACCGCAAAUUAUGCUGGUGCAAAAUCAGCAUGUGUUGGAUUGGGUGGUCACCUUGCAAUUAUACCAGAUGUAGAAACUCAAACCUUCAUUCAAACUAAAGGAGCUGCUUACAAGAGUGCAAGAAAAUGGAUGACAAGCAAUAAUGAUGCUUGGAUCGAUGCAGUAAAGACAUCAGAUGGAACUGGUUGGGAAUGGAGCACAACACAUGACAAGUUUUAUUUUAAAACAACUGUCCGUGGAAUUGGUCCUAAUGUAAAAAAUGGGAAGUACAACAACUGGCACAGAUAUCAGCCGGACAUGGGAAAUUAUGCAACUGUUGCAAGUGAUCUUGGUGAACAUCACCUAUUCAGCUGGAAAUCUGUGAUAGCCUCAACUAUGGCUCACUAUAUUUGUCAAAUUACAGGUGAAAUUUAUUACUUAAAAAUCAAAAAUACUCCAAACUUUAUACUUAAAAUGAUUUGUUGCUAG